AUGAGUAAUGUUGGAGAAUUAUCAUAUUUUCUUGGGUUGCAAAUACAACUACAACAAGAUAGUAUUCUACUUUCUCAAGAAAAAUAUGCAAGGAAUUCAGUUGAAAAAUUCGAACUAAAAGGUGCAACACCCAUGACAACUCCGAUGCCAACUACUGGCAAACUUCAAUCGAAUCCAGGUGAAAAAUCAGUUGAUCAGAAACUAUACAGAUCUAUGAUAGGGAGCUUGCUAUAUCUAACUGCAACAAGACCAUACAUUGCGUUUAGUGUGGGAUGUUUUGCUAGAUUUCAAGCAGAUCCUAGAGAAUCACAUCUCAAAGCUGUAAAACGAAUCAUUAGAUACGUUAAUGGUACAAUAGAUUAUGGUCUAUCAUACUCUAUGGAUACAAACAACAGUCUUGUUGCCUAUUCAGACAAUGAUUGGAAAGGAUGUGUUCAUGAAGAUUUUGUUGAUCCGGUUACAGAAGAUGAGAUGUAUUUAAUUGACUUAUCAUCACCAUCACGAGAAUUGGAAGUAGAGAGGCAAAAGAAUAAAGAGAUGGCAGAAGAAAACUUGUAUCUUGAAUGUGACAAGCAGGAAAUAACUUAUCAAAGAAGGGGUCAAACAAGAACAUUGAUAAACAACAUAAUCUUCAUGAAGAAUAUUAUUGACAAUAACAACGACAUGAUUCAGUUGCAACCUGCAGAUGUAGAGAGACUUGAAGAUAUUGCUAACAAGUGA
Molecule: messenger RNA, 720 nt
Organism: Papaver somniferum (opium poppy)
Lineage: Eukaryota; Viridiplantae; Streptophyta; Magnoliopsida; Ranunculales; Papaveraceae
Exons: 2
Coding region: 1-720 (239 amino acids)
Source: RefSeq, a predicted model, not a curated record